Molecule: messenger RNA, 459 nt
Organism: Daktulosphaira vitifoliae (grape phylloxera)
Lineage: Eukaryota; Metazoa; Arthropoda; Insecta; Hemiptera; Phylloxeridae
Exons: 2
Coding region: 1-459 (152 amino acids)
Source: RefSeq, a predicted model, not a curated record
AUGUCGGAAGUCGCAUCAAGUUUUUUUUCACCGAUAGAAUUUACUGAAGAACCAGAGGUUGCGUUGUUGGAAUUUUACGGAUGUAGUUCAAUACCAAAUAUUGACAAGUCAAACAAUACAUUCACUUUGAUAAAUACAAAUAACGAGCUUCUUGAAAAUAACAUACAAAUUAAAGUGCCUGAAGGAACUUAUAAACUUGGAUAUAUUAGUAAAUAUCUAGAAAAACGUCUUCAGUCCUUCGAAAAUGAUUAUCAAGUUGAUGCUGUCAUUACGGACUUCAAAAAAGCUUUUGUUACAAUUGACAAUCGUCUACUUGUAUCUAAGCUUGAAACUCUCGGUAAUGAUGACCCCUUACUUUCUUGGUUGAAGUCAUACUUUGCAUCAAGAAAACAAUAUGUUUUUGUCAAUGGUGCUAGGUCCAACAUUAUUGAAGUUCCUUCGGACGUCCCCCAAGGUUGA